Molecule: messenger RNA, 580 nt
Organism: Aspergillus nidulans FGSC A4
Lineage: Eukaryota; Fungi; Ascomycota; Eurotiomycetes; Eurotiales; Aspergillaceae
Exons: 2
Coding region: 95-580 (161 amino acids)
Source: RefSeq, a predicted model, not a curated record
GAGGAAUUUUCCCUGCGGGCGUAUUACUCGACAUUGAGCACGAUAAUCAAUUUCAAACCACUCUUUGCCACUGAUCGACAAGCACAAUAAAACAAUGCCAGCCACAAUCCUCCCAACCUGGCCCCAUAUCGUUUUUGCUAUAUUUGAGCCCAUAACCCUGAUCGGCGGCUGGUUAGCUCCAAUCUUCGACCUGCAGGGAUUCAUCGUCGGCCAGAUACCAUUAUCCCCUGCGCCGGAGGAGCUGGAAGUCCAGGCAACUUCCUUCGCCCUCGCCUAUCAGCUGGCGAAUGUUUACGGGCUUAUGGCGCUCCUUGGCGCCGGCGUGCUCUACGCCACCUCGGAGCCGAAGGUGCUGCGCAACUACUUGGUCGCUCUGGCCAUUGGUGAUGUAGGGCAUAUCUACGUGACCUACCUUGCCAUGGGCCCAGCGCUUUUCUUUGAUGUCGGUGGGUGGAAUGCGCUCACCUGGGGCAAUGUUGGGGUUACGGCCUUUCUGUUUGUGAAUCGGCUUUUGUACUGCCUGGGUGUUUUUGGGUAUGCUGAAGGUGGCUCCGUGAAGGAGCCGAAGAAGCGGGUCUGA